UUCGUAUUAAAUAAAAUUUAUAUCAAGAACAGAAAAAUAUGAGUUAUCACCUACACUGUAAUUUGGAAUCAUUUUCUACUUUACAGAAAGAGAUUGAUAAAAGCCGAGCGCUACCUUCUCUUUCUCUCCCCUUGUCAUUUUUAUUUAAAAGUGCAUAUUGAAUUACUUUCGCACAAGUGUACAAACGUUUGUUGUCGUUGUUUAGUCUAAGUUGUCUUUAAUAUCUUAUUUUUCUUGAUGUCUUUUUGUUAGUCAACUACUAUCCAUUUCAAAAAAGAAUGUACUCUACCAUUUUCUUUUCAAAUUUUCUAGAAAAGAGAUAGAGAGCUGCGGUUUUCAGCUUGUGAAAGUAUGCAGAUAACCCAGCAGCCCUCAUACCUCCGGCUUUGCCGAAGUAACGCGAUUUAUGGGUUUUUAGCCUAAAAAACGAUGAUUUAUCAUUAGCGUUUUUCAAUAGUUUAUUACUCAAAUGUCCAAUUAUAACAUGUUUGUGCAUAUCCUAUCCCGUAAUUCAGCAAUUACUCAACAAUAUUGUUCGCUAGAAGCUAUGGAUGAAUCAGAUCAAAGAUUUACACAUGGCUACAUCAAACGACAUAACCGUUCAUGAAUCAAUUAUACACAUUAUCAAAUGUGCUCCCUAAUAUCACUGGUUUACAGUUAUCGGUUCCUAGUAAAACAUUUAAUGAAUCAGUCUGUUUAAUUGUUGACAGCUUUCAAUAUCUGAAAUACCUGAAUUUUCGUUUCAGGAAGAUUGGACGUCGUCUUGUUAAAAAACACUAGUUAGACAAAGUACUAACAGGUUGAAAUAUCGAAAGAAUAAUUUUGUUUGCACUCUUUCUGCAAAUGAAAGUAUUGAAAUUUGGAUGUGAUAACACUUCUACAGAUAAAGUUAAAGAAAAGGCAAGCAUGGUCGCUUUGGUUCAAGAAUAGAAUUCUAGCGCGUAAGUCUUCUUUUUCUUUUUCUGUAUGUCACAUAUCCAUAUCCGAAUGUGAACAUUAGGAGACAUUCGGAAAAGAAGAAGAGAAAUUUUUCGUUCUGUUUUCCUUUCUUAUUUAUCCGUUGUCCUUUCGUCUUGUCGUGUGCUGAAAUAAACUUGUUUCUCACAUCUUUGUCAGCUACGUUUCGGUAAAAGUACGUAAAACACUUUUAAUCAAAAAAGAAGCGUUAGCUUUGCUGUAGGAGACAAUGAGUAUUUUCUAUUAUCUUCUACUAUUCGAAAUUGAUAAGCGUCUCUUUUCAGAUACUAAUGGAAAAAUUCAUGUUUAUGUUGACUUUUAAAGUGACUAACGAGAUCCGAUGGAACAUUACUAGCCAAAAACCAAUUCUCUCAAGUUCAGCGGACGUUCAUAAAGGACAUUCUGCGCAGAUUGAUAGACCGUAUUUGGAUACUUUCCUUUUUUUCUUCGGUCCAAGUGAAGGUGAGCAAGUUUCUGUUACUAUAGUAACAUAUUCUUCGUUUAAAACACUUAAUUGUAUCACUGACAUUUCUCCCCAAACUCUAGCACUGAAGACUUUUGCCAGGCUCUAUUUUCUUUUGAUUUUUGAGAAGAUAAACUUUUAAUUUUAACAAAAAAAUGUCUUAGGCGUAGUAUUUUGUAAGGAAAAUUAAAAAACGUUGAGUGGACAUGUAAAAAUAGAUCAAUCGUCAUAUAAGCUACGAAUUGUUGUUCGUUCAAAUUUGUCAACGGGGAGUAUUAGUUUAUUGUUGGAUAAAGUGGGUAGAAGAGGAAGUAAUUGAAGAAUUUGUUCACAUUGGAAUAAUAAUAAAAAUAAUCGUCUAUCUUCGUCGACUUGAUAAUGAACAAGAUACGCAAGAAUGUUUAUAAGUUCUACAGUAUCUGUACACAUAUGAGUAAUGAGAUGUAGUAUCCAUUGACGAUAUGGAUUUGCCAUUUCCCUUAACAAAAGUUGACUGUUAAGAUUUCUUCCUAAAAAUAGAUAAUAACUUUAAGCGAAUUCGCUAAAUAAAUUGUCUUUUCAGAUAUUUUUUUAUAAAUUUUUCAUCAAUAUUCUUUGCCGUUCGUUCUGUUGUGCUGUGUUUUAAUGGUCCCAAGACAGUAUCGAUUAGUCACGGAUGAAGAACGUGAAAUUGUCACUAAUUUAGCUGUGAAUUACGGCAAAAAUUUGAAACUAAUUCGUGAAGUGAUUAUUGAAGAACCAUAUGGAGUGAUUACAGAAUAUUAUAGAAAAAUUAAAGAAAAAACAGCGAUGUCUACACCUCGUCAAUUAACAGAUUUUGAAAACGACGAAUCACCAUCACGAAAACAAAGAUCCAACACAGCUGUUUCCACAAACAACGUUAAUCUGGCUCAGUUGGAUAAACCAUCGACAAAUGAAUUGGAAAACGCACAACCUUACGAAGAGAAAAUUGAAGAUGCUGAUAUCAUUUAUGAUGAAAUAUCAUCAACAGCAGCACGAAACACUUCAUUGUCGUCUGAUCUACUUCUUGUCACGUCUAUGACCACUGGUAGAGCGCUAAGUCGUUCAGCACUUCUAUCAUUUGCCCAUUUAUUGGUCAAAAAUGAAGUGGGUCAAUUAAAUGCGUUAACUACAUGUGAUAUGAAAGCAUCUAUUUCACAAUUAAAUAAUGAAGAAGUUUUCGCGUUAACAAAUGAAACACAACCAAAUGAUAUAAUGGCCACGACUAUGACUUAUCAACAUCGUGUUCUGCCAACAACCACACCAAAUCUUACACAGUUGGGAUGCCGAAGUACAAUAACUACUUCGAUGCGUGUUUCACCCGUGCCACCAUAUCGUCAUCAACGUAAUUUGCCGUCUUCACCGCCAUCAGAUGAAUUUGACAUGUCUCGAACAGCACCGUUACACAGUCGACCAAUAACUUUAUCUGACAUUACCAAUAUGGAAGAUGAAGAUGUUAAAUUUUACAAAAUAACAAAGAGACGAGCUCCUCCAAAUUCAGUGGUGGUAGCAUCGAUCUACCAAGAUGCCAAAUGUUUCAUUCGUCGUCUACACAAGUAAGUACAUCAGAUCUCUUUUUCCUGUACUCAAACUAUUCUUGACAGAAGAUAUGCUGUAUUUUCUUCUUUUACUGAGGAGGAAACCUCACCAACUGAUACACUCCGUUUGAGCUGAUAUUUUGCUCAUAGGUAGGAAUCAUAGUGUAGAUAAAAACUCUAAAAGGAUUCGUCCCAUUACCUUGUUCCUGGUGAGACAUAGAAAAUUUUAGUGAAUUUUCGCUAGAGAACCCCAGUUUUUCAGCCAAAUCAUAUCCUGGAAUUUCGACUUGAAACUUUCGCCGAAUGAAGUUCUAAACUAGACCAGCUUUCAAAAAAAGUUUUUUCCAACAUUUUAGAAACUCCUUAUCGAUUUUCUGGCAAAUGAAAAAAGUCAAUUCAUAGAAAAUCCAGCGGAUUUUCUGUAAAGUAGAAAAUCAACAUUUUCUAAACACCCAGAAAAUGGCUGAAGCUUUUAUAAAAGUUGGAAAUUCCAUGACAAUUUUCUCUUCGAAAUUAAUUUGCCAGAACUCUGCAAGGCUUUUUAGCCGGAUUUUUACCUAAGCGUGCUUUUUUAUCGUGGUUUUCAAGGUCUUUUAUUCUUCAUUAUUUCUGUGAGGUGUAGAAAGAGAAAGAGAAGGUAGCGCUCGGCUUUUAUCAAUCUCUUUCUGUAAAGUAGAAAAUGAUUCCAAAUUACAGUGUAGGUGAUAACUCAUAUUUUUCUGUUCUUGAUAUAAAUUUUAUUUAAUACGAA
Messenger RNA from Didymodactylos carnosus, 3709 nucleotides. The record is from the annotation of a GenBank genome assembly. NCBI's taxonomy places the organism in Eukaryota, Metazoa, Rotifera, Eurotatoria, Philodinida, Philodinidae.